UCCGUAACCAUUUUGCCUCUUCCACUGGUCUGCCAGCAACUCAAGGCAACAGCGAGAUGGCCAGCAAACUGCAGUACAUCACUUUCUACAAUGGCCAGAAGAUGCCCAUUGUAGGCCUGGGUACUUGGCAGUCAUCGACAGGCGACGUCGGAAAAGCUGUGGACGCGGCUCUUGAGGCUGGCUACCGGCACAUCGACACCGCCUACUCCUACCGCAAUGAGAAGGAAAUCGGAGACGUCCUCAAGAAGUGGUUUGACUCCGGGAAGCUCAAGCGGCAAGACGUGUUCAUCGUCACCAAGCUGCCAAUGAUGGGCAACAGGGCGUCAGCGGUGGAGAAGUACAUCAAGCUGUCCCUGUCCGCCCUGCAGCUGGACUACGUCGACUUGUACCUGGUGCACAACCCCGUGGGGAUGCAGGACGUGGAGCAGGGGCGCUACCCCAGGGGCCCAGACGGCAAGGUGAUGCUCGACAUGGACACCGACCACGUCGCCAUUUGGAAGGCAAUGGAGGCCCAGGUGGACGCGGGUCGCACGCGCUCCAUUGGACUGUCCAACUUCAACGCGCGCCAGAUCAAGCGCGUGUGGGAGUCCGCGCGCAUCAAGCCGACCAACCUGCAGGUGGAGAUGCACGCCUACUUCCAGCAGCGCGAGCUCAGGGCCUUCUGCCGCGCGCUGGACAUCACCGUCUGCGCCUGGGGUCCACUGGGCACGCCUCACAUCUACUCGUUCGUCGAGAAGCAGGGCGGCGAUGUCAGCAAAAUGCCGAGAUACGACCUGCUGGGAGAUCCAGUCGUGAAGGGCAUCGCGCAGAAGCACGGCAGGACCACGGCUCAAGUCCUGCUCCGCUUCCUCAUGCAGCUGGAGGUCGCAGUCAUCCCAAAGAGUGUCAGCCCAACUCGUGUCAGGGAGAACUUCAAGGUGUUUGAUUUCGAGCUCUCUCCAGAAGAUAUGGAAGCGCUGGAAGCGCUGGACAAAGGACGGAAAGGCCGACUGGGAAGCGAGCACUCUCUCCCUGGGUUUGGGAAGCACCCAGAAUUCCCUUGGUUUGAACGCUAUUAGUUCCGAGGAAUAGAAGACUGCAACUACACAAAGAGUCAGCAGUGUGGUUCCGACUGAAAUGUGCCCGCAUCACAUAAUAAUCCUUCACCU
This is a messenger RNA of Schistocerca cancellata (South American locust), 1148 nucleotides long. RefSeq names its product 1,5-anhydro-D-fructose reductase-like. The record is from RefSeq and is a predicted model, not a curated record. Gene Ontology annotation, cellular component: cytosol. The transcript is spliced from 7 exons. Bases 57 to 1058 code for a protein of 333 amino acids. Gene Ontology annotation, molecular function: aldose reductase (NADPH) activity. NCBI's taxonomy places the organism in Eukaryota, Metazoa, Arthropoda, Insecta, Orthoptera, Acrididae.